AUGAUCUCUUCCAUUGGCAAGGCUGUCUUUGUUGCUAUGAUGUUUGCCGAUACUGUUUUGUCUGCGCCGCUAGAUCACUGUUCCAACACCUCCGAUAUUGUCUUGGCCACAACUAAUGUAAGGUAUACCGUCACUGUGAUUCCGAUGAGAGAUCUAGCUCUAAGUAUUCACUCCUCGAAUAUUUGGCAACAAAACCAGGCCACUUCCACUUCAUCUGCAGUCGCUGCUGACUCAAUUCAGUUUGAGAAGCUAGCCUCUGUUUCCGCUUUCAAGGCUAGAGUUUCAUCCGUGCAAGACGCUGCUGAAGGUUCUGGCCACGGCAGCAGUGACUUCAUAGCAGUCCUUGCUCUGAACAUUCUCCUUGCACUGGUGACCUGA
Molecule: messenger RNA, 378 nt
Organism: Penicillium alfredii
Lineage: Eukaryota; Fungi; Ascomycota; Eurotiomycetes; Eurotiales; Aspergillaceae
Exons: 1
Coding region: 1-378 (125 amino acids)
Source: RefSeq, a predicted model, not a curated record